This is a messenger RNA of Cryptomeria japonica (Japanese cedar), 4226 nucleotides long. Its product is annotated as G-type lectin S-receptor-like serine/threonine-protein kinase SD3-1. NCBI's taxonomy places the organism in Eukaryota, Viridiplantae, Streptophyta, Pinopsida, Cupressales, Cupressaceae. The coding region runs from base 1195 to 3699 and encodes 834 amino acids. Gene Ontology annotation, molecular function: ATP binding; protein serine/threonine kinase activity. The record is from RefSeq and is a predicted model, not a curated record. Gene Ontology annotation, biological process: protein phosphorylation; recognition of pollen. The transcript has a single exon.
CUUUGUUAUCUAUCAUUCGAAUAUCAUCAGAAUAAUAGAAAAAGAAUAACAGAUUUUAGACCAUAAUACACUGCACAGAUCUAUGGUGAAGAUACCAUCUAGGUUUAACAGUGGCCUGGUUCCCUAUUUGCUUGAUUUUGAAAUUUGAGGUGGGCAUUUCAGCAUAGGCUUGUAUAGGAAUAAACAAUUAAAAUGCUACUUAUCGUAGACUGUAGUCGUAGUAGUUGCUGAGUGAGUUGUUUUCUUGGGAAUCUACGCACAAAAAGGUGUUUAGAUCACUGUAUUAUAGGAUUAGUGUGAUAUCUUAAAGGAGAGAAUCAUGAAUGGACGUCACCCAACGGCGUGCCCAUUUCUUUUCAUCUGAUUGUACAUUCCUUUUUUCCUCUGACGCACAGCAAGACGGACGGACUGUUUGGUCUUCUCAUUUUGUUCGCCACUGGUGAAAAGCAAAGUGCAGGGGGAGUGAGUCGGGGGCUUUGUGCAUCAAAGAUGCUCUCUUUGGGAUGUGGGCACAUGGCAGGGGCAACAGUAAACUCACGGCCGUGCGCGAUAUCUGCGUGACAGCCGUUGAUUGUUGUUAUUUAUUGCACUGAGAUUCUGCAGGCUGCACUACUGUCUGGACUGUGCAGGCUUCUUUGUCAUUUGGAGCCAUAGGCCUCUGCUGGUUCAUAGCUUUAUUGACCAUAACCCUCAGUGAAUGGUACCCAUUACCUACUAGGGCCUUACAUUUAUAGAACUGCGCGCCCAGUUCUGGUUUCUGAAUACCCACAUUCUACAUAGCCGACCUUUUAGUGAUCUGACCAAUUAGUAUAAAAUUGCACACCUAUUUCAUGUUUUAGAAGACUCCCAUACCACAGAACUUUCAGGGUCCAGUACCCACAUCCUAUUUUUCAGUAGUCACAAGUCACAGGCCCAGAAUCAUAGAGCCAAUACAUGAACUGCAUUUCCCAAUUCAUGGUGUUGAAAGCCCAAAUGUCACAAACCCUUAGAAUCAAGCACCCGCCUCCAAUUCCUGAGCAUUCAGAUGCCAUUACAACGAUGUAAUCCAGAACCCAAUUGUUCCUUUUUCAGUAAUCGAUCCUUGGAUUCCUCAGAUGUAAGCACCCCAAUACAAUCGCUGUCCAACCCAGUUCGUGGUUGUAAUAACCACAUGCUAUAGAGCCUCAGAGCAGAGAACCCAAAAGGAGCAUUGCCAUGUUUCGCAGAGAAAUUUCUGCUGCAAUUACAGGCCGCUUGCGUAUGGUUAAAUUUUGGAUUGGCAUUAUUUUGAGCCUCUCUUCUGUUGUAUAUUCAGAUGAUCACAUAUGGAGUGCCAUACCAUUGGGAUCAAAGCUCUCUCCAAGCUCAAACAAUAUCUGGGUUUCUCGGCAGGGAACCUUUGCCAUGGGCUUUUAUCCUGCAUUGGAUCAAGUUGAUGCGUACAGUGUUGGGAUCUGGUUUCAUUCAAUACCAGCUGAAUCUCGGACUGUGAUCUGGACUGCAGGAGAGGGCCUCAAGGUAGGCCUUAACGCAAGCCUGGAGCUUGCCAUGGAUGGAGAUCUGGUUUUGUCUAAUCCUCAUGACGUUUCAGUCUGGAGAAGCAAUACUAGUAAUAGUGGUGUUGUUGGAGUAGUUUUGAGGGACAAUGGAAACCUUGUUUUUAGUGAUAAUAGCCAUAGGAUUGUCUGGGAAAGCUUUGAAACUCCUUCGGAUACUCUAGUUCCUGGACAGAGACUUCGUGUGGGGCGAAUGCUGAGGGCAGCUUCAAGGAAUUCAGUGGCCAGUUAUUACAGUCUAGCUAUGGAGAGCUCCGGUGAUCUUGCUCUGAAAUGGGAGAGCAGUUUGAGUUACUGGACUAGUAAGACAGGUUCUCUACCUUCUGCUUCCAAAUCCAUAGGGGCAAUUUUUGCAGGGAAUGGUAUUUUUGGGCUCUUUGAUGGAAGAGGGAAGAUGGUUUGGGCAAGAUACAGCAAUGAUUAUACAAACACCAAAGUGGUCCUAAGGUACUUGAGGCUAGAUGUGGAUGGCAAUCUCAGAAUGUAUUCAUGGAUUGAAAAGUCGAACUCUUGGAUACCAGGAUGGCAAGCUGUGCAGAAUCAAUGUGAUGUUUUUGCAACCUGUGGUGUUCAUGGCGUUUGCAGUUUCAAUUCUACUGGCCCUGUUUGUAAAUGCCCCUUUGAAAGUGGAGCCUAUUCUGACAUGGACUCGACUGUGCCAAGCAAAGGAUGCAGACACGUUCCACUUGGUGGUUGCACAGAAGGAGCCGCCAUGCUUAGUUUGAAGAGGACUGUUCUAUAUAAUAUAUAUCCUCCUCAUGAUAUAUAUACAAACACAAGCUCUGAGCAAUGCAAAGAGGAUUGCUUGAAUGAUGAUUCAUGUGUCGCAGCAACUGUUAUGAAUGAUGGGUCAGGAGUAUGUAGAUUAAAGAGAACAGAUUUCAUUAGUGGGUAUACUUAUGACUCUGUUCCUGCUAUGUCCUUCUUGAAGAUGUGUCUUGUUCCACAGGCAGUUUCAAAUCCUCAUAAAGUGAUCGAACAGCCUGCAUCAGUUAUGCCAUUUCCAUCUUCCUCUAACCAUUCAGGUGUUGCUUCCAAGGUAUGUAGAGUUUGCCUCAUGAGUGCAAGUUUGGGUACUGUUGGGGUAUUUCUGGCUAUAGAGUUUGGUAUCGGAUUGUAUUUCUAUAAGAGAAGAAAAAUCAGAAGAAAUGCAUCUGGUAGCAAGCAACCACUUCUAAAUCUAAGUUCAGGAGCCCUGACCAGGUUGUCUUAUUCUGAAAUAGAAGACUUGACUAAAAAUUUUGGGCAGAAGUUAAGUUCUUCCAUUUUCAAGGGAGUUCUUCCUGACAAGAGGACUGUGGUGAUCAAGCAGCUCAAUAUGGAGGUUGGAGAGAAGCAGUUUCGGAUGACAGUAUCAGUUCUAGGAAGUAUUCAUCAUAAGAAUUUGGUUUGUUUGCAAGGUUUCUGCUGCGAGUGUAAACAUAGAUUCCUUAUUUAUGAGCACAUCAGUAAUGGCUCUCUUGAUCAAUGGCUUUUUGAAGUAAAUAUGAAGCAAGCCAAACGCCUCACUUGGCAGAGGAGGCUAGGCAUUGCCACAUCAAUUGCUCGUGCCAUAGCUUAUCUGCACUCUGAAUGUAGGGAAUGCAUCUGCCAUGGUAACCUGAAGCUUGAAAAUGUCCUCCUGGAUGAUGAGUUCACUGCUAAGGUUUCAGACUUCGGUCUUGAGAAACUAAGAAUUAGUUCAAAACCCUAUGGCAACUCCAAGCAGGGCACUUCCAGCUCAGAUCCAACUCCAGAAAGGGAUGUUUUCUGUUUUGGGCAGAUGUUAAUGGAAAUUAUUAGUGGCAGGAGGAAUCCCCCUGGCACUGAAGAGGACAAACUCUGUAUGUGGGCAUAUAGAGAGUAUGAGAAGGGUCACAUGGAGAUCAUUCCAGACAGCAGGAUGGAAGGAAAUGUAGAAUGGAGUGAGGUAGAAAGAGCCAUUAGGAUUGCCUUUUGGUGCAUGCAUGAGCAGGAAUCCUUGAGGCCCUCCAUGAAUGAGGUAGCCAAGGUCCUGGAUGGAACCCUCCAAGUGGACCCCCCUCCUCCAAUAGCCUAUCAAGAAUCCCAUGCAGGUGCCUACUCCAAGCCUCAUGUGCGCAUGGAAAGGAACGGUGACAAAUCCUUAGAGCUGGCUAGCACUUCCAGUGGGGCUAUUCUUUCAGGGGAAUCACCCUCCGUGUAACCCUAAUUUUUGUAAUUUAUAAUCAUUGCAUUAGCUGGCCAAGGCGAAGCCUUCAAACAACUGUAAAGUUGGAGGAGGUCGGUAGACUGAUGAGACACUUGGAAGCAGCUUAACUAUGCAAUAGGCAAGGCCGAUUUAGUGGACUGAUAGCUAUCAGUACCACCGAGUUUGUCUCUGUUAUUCCUAUUGCUGGACAACUUUGCUGAUGUCUCCCUUUUUUGGCCAUACUUUUAGCUUGGUCCUUCCAUCUUGUUGGCAGCAACACCACCAAGAUUUGUGGGACACCCUUCUGUAUUAAAAAAUCAAGCCCCUGCUUUUUUAAGAUGGGCAGGGGACUGUGGACUCUUGAGAAAACAACAUAUGGAGGCGAGAGAGGAUUUUCUUUUCUUUCAAAAUCAUCUUUUUCUGUUAUUACAGUAUGAUAUGUAACAUUUCCUUCCUAAUGCCUAAGGAGGAUUUAUUUUCUUCUCCAAACAAUGUAUAUUGAUUAUCAAACAGAAUACAAUUUGAUUGAGUGUUUCAUACAA